AUGUCUCAGAAGCACCCAUCUGUCAAAGAAAUCCCAUUUCCAGGCGCACCAGUCUCCAAGUUGAGCUCAAGACGAGAAGGACCAUUCCAUAAGGCAUCACGCACGCGCCUCUACGUCCUCGACUUUGGCAAAGCCUCCCUACGUUCGUUCGAACGACCCGAAGACGCGAUUCAGCAAUUGAUCACAGCGGUGACUUGCAACGAUCCAUACUUCCCCUAUCCGACUGUCACAAGCGAGGGAUGUAGGCAGCUCUGGGACGUUUUCAGAGCGACGUACCUGCAUUCGGCUCACACAGUCUCGAAGAACCUCCGACAGAGGUAUGGCAAGUGCGCGAGAACUUGGCCAAUAUGGUUCAUAAAUCAGUGGGAAAAGAAGGCGGAAGAGCUGUCACAAUGGGAGGAUGGCGACUUGAUUGGAUUCGGAGGAUGA
Messenger RNA from Alternaria alternata, 429 nucleotides. RefSeq lists its product as hypothetical. The transcript has a single exon. The record is from RefSeq and is a predicted model, not a curated record. Bases 1 to 429 code for a protein of 142 amino acids. Lineage: Eukaryota; Fungi; Ascomycota; Dothideomycetes; Pleosporales; Pleosporaceae.